AUGGAUCCCAUGGAUCCCAUGGACUAUAUAAUGCACAACCCUCGGUCUUCUGGCCACUACGAUCCCGUACACUCGGCUUCGAACCAUUGGAUGUCUCACUCACACAACUCACCUUCUUACCCAUGGCAGACGCAGAAUCCAAGCUUGCCUCAGAGCUAUCCUCACCACCCGUUGCAGCCUGCACCCGGCUCCGGCCCGGAUCCGUUCCAGCUCGGUCACCAUCAUGGAGGCAUCUUGCCGCCAAUGCUGGGCCUGCCGCAUCCCCAUGCGUUUCCAGAAAGCAUGCCGGGGGCCAUAUCUCCGCGACCGAGUGGACGACAUCAGACCUACCAUCGCAGCGCCAUGCCACCCCCCGUAGCGCCGGUCGCUUCCGGCACGGGUGCUCACAGCCGUGAUGGAGCCUUUGCAAACCAAAUUCCCGGCCGGCCAUUGAGUUUUCAGCCGCCUGCAGGCCUGGGUAUUCCACCGCCAGGUGCAGGUGCAGGUGCAGCUCCGGAGCCUAAUUCACAGCAGCAACAGCAACAGCGCCCGCCGUUUCUCGCAUCAGAACCUCCGACAAACAACUUCGGCCAACACAACAACAACUCCCCUCACUUCGUGCCCGUACCCGUGCCUGUGCCUCUCCCCCCUCACCCUUACAUGUCAACACCACCACCGCGUCGGGGUCACUUUUCGUCGGCUUCCACUUCUUCAAGGACUGUCUUUCGUGACAUACCUUCUCCUACCAGGCCAUCCCCUCCUUCGUCUGGUUUCCGCAGAUCUCACCACACACGCCAGCGCAGACCAACAUCCACUCGUAUCAUGUCGUCGGAGCCUGGGCGGGAAGACGAUGACGACGCUGCCCGGCAUGUGUAUUUCGAGCAUGGCAUGUACAGCCCGGGCGGGUCAGAUUCCUCUGCUGAGGCAAACGAAGAAACAGUCCUCCGUCACAUGCAACUCAUGAGAGGUGCUGUUAGUACCAAGAUGGUGGCAUCCAAGUCGACGUUGCGAUCUCUCGAAAGUGUUAAGAUUGAAGAUAUCCCGGAAGGAGACCGAAGCUGUGUCAUUUGCUACGGCGAUUAUGGCGUCGAAAGUCCUGAGGGUGUUCGCGAGUCGCCCCUCCGUCUUCCAAAAUGCGGACAUAUCUUCGGAGACCACUGCAUCAAAACGUGGCUUGAUCAGUCAGAUAGUUGCCCAUAUUGCCGUGACAAGCUGCAUUCAGAACCCAAACAGCACACCAGCGCUUCUACGCGCGCCUUCAUGAGCUUGAUGAGGUCGCAGGGACUCCACGUUUCGUCAAGGGCAACCGCUAAUCCAGACGACAUCUUGGCCAGAGCGAUGGUAAUGUCUUAUGGGAUGGGGGGCAGAAACGGAUCCCCUUCGCGACAGCCUGUCACGGCUGGACGAAGAUCACCACCAAGUGAUGCGGGCGAACGACAACGUCGAACCAGAGCCCGACACGACAACGGACACACUCGCGAGUUGAGGCCACUGUCGGGAGGCCAUAGCCGUGCUGUCCAUUUCGACACGCCCUCGCAGCGCGCUGCUCCGGGUGCACCCUUGAUCGGCCACUCGUUCGUGCACCACUGGGACGAGAUGUCGCCGAUGGAGCGACGGCAACAAUGGACCAAUGAACGGGAUCAAAUGUCGAAUGGUCGGUUGAAUGGUCCCCCGAAUAGCACCUCAACAACAACCACGGAUGCGCCCGGAGAGGCAUCGACUCCCACAUCUACCAUCUCAAUGUCUGCUCUCUCGCCAUUAGCACCAAUGUACCAACCACAGGGAAUGUUCAUAGGCGCCACAGACAGACACCCUCUUGGGACGGCGCCAUCUCAUGAUCUGCCGCUCCUGGAGAUUCGGAACCCGCCACCACAGGCGCAAGCUGGCCCGGCUUCGGGAGGUAACGAGAACGCAAACCCCUCCUUGGCUACGCCGCAGGAUCUACCUGGACCUAUCCAGGGCAACAGUAAUCGGUCUUGGUAG
Molecule: messenger RNA, 1962 nt
Organism: Fusarium keratoplasticum
Lineage: Eukaryota; Fungi; Ascomycota; Sordariomycetes; Hypocreales; Nectriaceae
Product: RING-type domain-containing protein
Exons: 4
Coding region: 1-1962 (653 amino acids)
Biological process (GO): protein ubiquitination
Cellular component (GO): cytoplasm
Molecular function (GO): ubiquitin protein ligase activity
Source: RefSeq, a predicted model, not a curated record